Molecule: messenger RNA, 1603 nt
Organism: Peniophora sp. CBMAI 1063
Lineage: Eukaryota; Fungi; Basidiomycota; Agaricomycetes; Russulales; Peniophoraceae
Source: the annotation of a GenBank genome assembly
GGUGGGGGUGGGGGAUGGGAAGGGGCGGCCGGAGGAUGUAAGGGUGAAUCUGGGGAAGUGGGUCCUGCGCAACCUGUUCGCGUCGUUCGUGCGCGAAGAAAUGCGCGUCCGCGGGCGGGCGUCAAGCAACUCGCCUCUGCCCCGCACAGCAUCGGGCUCCUCGCUCUCCUCGACGCCCUCCCCCCCGCACCCCCUCCCGCGCCACGCCUCCUCGCCCAACCUCGACACCAGCACCUCCUCCCCGCACUCCUCCCCGCCUCUACCCACCUCUCCCUCAAGCACAACGCAAAGCUCAUCAACAACGACGACACAAUCAUCAUCAACAAUCGUCCUCUCGCCGACCCUCCUCCGCGCCCAGCCCGCCCCGCGCACGCCGACACACCUCAUCCCGCUCCCCCCGCCGCCCGUCGCGGCGCGCUUCGCGCUCAACCAGCCGCUCAGCCCCAUCGUGCAGAGUCCGAGCGACUGGACGCCGAAGCCUCAUACGCGCGCCGUAACAGAAGGCACGACGCCCGGCGCCAAAGACGUUACGACGCCUUCUGCGUCAAGUGGAGGAGGAGCGGGGGGAGAUUAUUUCACGAUUAGGGCGCGCGGCGCGAGUGUGAGCGGGACUGGGGCCACGCCUGUGCCGAUCCCGAGUAGGGAGAGGGAGGGCAAUACGGAUUUGGGCCCGGAGAGCGGCGAGCCUGCUACGCCCGCGAGCGCCGGAGCUGGGGGGUUCAUGGGCCGCCUUAAAACGCUCGGCAAGAUGUCGCGGCGCGCAGGAGGAGCGGACUCUAGCGUGCCCUCGGGCUCGAAUGCGAAUACGAAGUCCGCGCCGGCGUCCACGAACAAUGCUACUUCAGGGGGAGAGAACGCGAGCCUGUCGCCCGCGCAGAAGUUGUUAAGCUCUGCGCCGCUGAGUCCGCCGAAUACGGCCGACGCGGGCGCGGGCGUGAACGUGCGGUUUCCGGGGGCCGUGCAUGUCGUUGUAGCGGAGGAGCACGAGGCGGGGUGGAGCAGUCUUUGGCGGAGCACGGUCGCGGGCCUCUCCGCCCUUUCCUCUUCCUCCUCGUCAUCAUCGUCAAAAACCGGCAACGCAGGAGGAGGAGCAGUCAGCAGUCAGAUCACAGAGAUCGAGGAGGCGCUGCCGCUCUGGGCGCUCGAGUUUUUGCUCUUCGGACGCGCGCCGGUUGUGGGGGUUGUGAAGAUCGGGUUUGUGCUGCUGCCGUGGCGCGGGCCGGGAGGAGGAGAGGGAGGGGAGGAGCUGCCGGAGGUGCUGAAUACGGCGCAGAGCAAGCUUACGGCGUCGCGCGCGCUGCGGGUGAGGAAGCUGUGCGGACAUGUGCAGGAUCGGAUGGAGAGGCUGUCGAAGAGCCGCGCUGGGUCUGCGAGGUCGAGUUUUGAUGCGCAUAGCGUUCAUACGCUUGCUACUAGCUAUGGAGGUGGGGCAGGAGGGGGAGGGGGAGGGGGAGGAAGCCCGGAGGAGAUGUGGGAGAUUCUGUGCGUGGAUAAGGUGUUGCCGCUUGAUAUGACGCUUGCGGCUGUGAGGCAGUUCGUGUGGAGGCAGAGCGGGGAGCUGGUUAUGCAUUAUAGGAGGAAGAGGCCGGCGUUGCCUGUAUAG